AUGACGGCGACCAUAAUUCCAAACAUGCUGAUAGCAAGUUCGACGGAUUUAUACGUGACAAGAUAUGAUAACUCUACCUAUACUAACGGUAGUUCCAUCACGUCUGCUCCAGCUAACUGUCUGACGUCAUUCUGUAUCCCGAUGACGGUUGCCAUUAGUGUCAUCGCUGUUUGUGGUAUUGUCACCAACUUCAUUGUCAUUUUGGUUAUAACCAAGGACUCGCGUCUUCGUCGGCCGACAUUUACGGCCAUAGUCGCCCUGUCUAUAUCCGACUUCACGUUCCUCCUGUUCCGGUAUAUCCGGUAUGUGAUAACGGGUUACUUUCGGGACGUUAUAUCCCUCCAUGUGAUGAAGAAUAUUAAGUUUGUAUGCGAUCUGGUUGGUUUGACGGCGGGAGGAUCCUCUAUCAUUCAUGUUAUACUCUUAUCGAUUCUUCGUUACUAUAUUGUGGUUCACCCCUUAAAGAGUCACAUCGCCAUUACAAACAGGAGGAUUAUGUUGGUGUCGCUGGGUGUGUGGGUGUUCAGUGGGCUAAACGGCUGGUUUUAUCUGUACGCCGUCAUUAUAAACCGACAGAACGACCUACAGAUGUCAAAGGUCACCAAUAUCGUUGUAACCUUGGUGAUGUCCAUUUUACCGCUCGUUAUCAUCUUAUUUUUCCACGUCCUCAAGGCCAGAAAACUCAAAGAUUCUAUCGCCGCAUGCAAACUAAAUGCCACAAAACAAAUGUCGCAGAUUGUCACGUUUGUUAUCGUCACAUACAUCGUUACGACAACUCCUGUCAAUACCAGAGACAUAUUGUUGAUAUCAUGGGGGGAUUCCAAGGAAACGUGGAUGAUGGUGUUUGGCCAGAUUGGGCGUUUGUUGUUAUUCCUAAACUACGCAAUCAACCCGUUCAUCUACUUUGUCCAUUCUCCACAGUUCAGGAAGAAAAUUUGGUGUUGUAGCCGGAGACGUACCACGCAUUACGUGUCAACAGAUCGGACACUUCGGUCAAUGUCAUCAAACUCGCGCGUCACUGAGGCGGUCAGUCUCUCACCAGAAAGUACUCACUUGUAA
Messenger RNA from Ylistrum balloti, 1059 nucleotides. Its product is annotated as thyrotropin-releasing hormone receptor-like. Gene Ontology annotation, cellular component: membrane. Bases 1 to 1059 code for a protein of 352 amino acids. The transcript has a single exon. Lineage: Eukaryota; Metazoa; Mollusca; Bivalvia; Pectinida; Pectinidae. Gene Ontology annotation, biological process: G protein-coupled receptor signaling pathway. The record is from RefSeq and is a predicted model, not a curated record. Gene Ontology annotation, molecular function: G protein-coupled receptor activity.